Messenger RNA from Malurus melanocephalus (red-backed fairy wren), 9372 nucleotides. RefSeq names its product FYVE, RhoGEF and PH domain containing 4 (gene FGD4). Gene Ontology annotation, molecular function: zinc ion binding; guanyl-nucleotide exchange factor activity. The transcript has 17 exons. Gene Ontology annotation, biological process: cytoskeleton organization; filopodium assembly. Lineage: Eukaryota; Metazoa; Chordata; Aves; Passeriformes; Maluridae. Bases 92 to 2737 code for a protein of 881 amino acids. Gene Ontology annotation, cellular component: cytoplasm. The record is from RefSeq and is a predicted model, not a curated record.
GGGCGGCGAGCGAGGCGCUGCCCUCGGGGCGCUGCGGACCCCUCGGCCUCUCCCUCCAUCCGCUUUUCUCCGUUUCUCCGCCACGCCGAGGAUGAGCGGAGCCGAGGGCGCGCACUUCAGGCGGGUGGCGAUCCGCAGGAAGCCCAGCGCCGCUGCCGCCGGAGGAGCAGCGCCCGGCGCGGGAGCCGCAGCCCGGAGCAAGGCCGCAGGCAGCAGCAUCUGUCCAAAGCCCUUGAUAUUGUCUCGAGCCUGUACAGCGGGUGCCACAGCCAGGCUUGUGGAGCAGAACGCACGCAAUGAAGCGGCUCAGGGAAUAAAUGGAASUGUGCCCCUCAAACAGUCCCCACGUUCAGCUUCGAGCCCAAAGCCACAAGUGCCUCCAAAGCCAAUUCAUCUGCAGAAGGCAGCAUACCAAACCCCUAGGCAUAAAGCUUUAACAAAUCAGAAACCAAGAAUGGAGGAAGAGACGCCUGCUGCUGUUUCCARUGUCAUGAAGGAGAAGUCCAGUAAAGUGUCAGAUCUCAUCAACCGCUUCGAGGGAGGCAGCUCGCUGAACCCCAGUGAUUUGAAGAAAGAUUCCUCUGUUCUCCACAUUACUAAAUCUCAAGGAAGAUAUGGGUCAACAGCAUCACCUCAGCCAAAACUCCCCUCCCAGCUCUCACUACAGAAACAGGGAAACAGUACCACUGACAAAACUCAGGUUGCACAGCUGCACACGGCCAACGGAGUGGUAGCCCAGGACCAGCCAGAGGAUGAGGACCCCAGGUUGCCAGACCGUGGCUCCAACGUGUCCACCCCAGUCCCAGAUGAUGCCAUGGACAGCARUUUGAUAAAUGGGGAAGGAGAAAGCUCUUGCAGGGAGAGCCUGCAAAGUGUGAGUGCCUGUGAGGAGCAGAUACCCAACAGCUGCCACAGGACUCCGAGCGGCGAAACGCUGCUCCCAUCCCAAAAUGAAACUCUAGAAAUUCAUGCUGACGUGAAGGARGAGCCAGCUGAGGAGAUCACUAAACAAGAUCAACCCAUAGAAACAAAGGAGACAGAUGAGCAAAAACGUCACAAAAUCGCCAAUGAACUUCUGCAAACAGAAAAAGCCUAUGUCAGCCGACUUGACCUCCUAGAUGGGGUAUUCUACUCCAGACUCCUUGAGGAAGCCAACAGAGGUUCRUUUCCACCUGAAGUGAUUAAUAAAAUCUUUUCUAACAUUUCGUCAAUAAAUGCCUUCCACAGUAAAUUCUUACUUCCAGAACUUGAAAAAAGAAUGCAAGAAUGGGCUACCACCCCUAGAAUUGGAGAUAUCCUGCAAAAGUUGGCUCCUUUCCUCAAGAUGUACGGAGAGUACGUGAAGAAUUUUGAUAACGCGAUGGAAUUGGUGAAAACGUGGACUGAGCGGUCACCUCAAUUCAAAUUCAUUAUUCAGGACAUUCAGAAGGAAAAGGUGUGUGGGAAUUUGACAUUGCAACAUCACAUGCUAGAACCAGUCCAACGCAUUCCACGCUACGAGAUGCUCCUAAAGGACUACCUAAGGAAAUUGCCUCAGGAUUCUCUAGACUGGAAAGAUGCUGAAAAAUCCCUGGAAAUUAUAUCCACUGCAGCAAGUCACUCCAACAGUGCAAUAAGAAAGAUGGAGAACCUAAAGAAGUUGUUAGAGAUAUAUGAGAUGCUGGGGGAAGAGGAAGACAUCGUGAAUCCCUCAAAUGAGCUGAUAAAAGAAGGGCAGAUCCUUAAACUGGCUGCUCGCAACACCUCUGCUCAGGAGCGCUAUCUUUUCCUGUUUAACAAUAUGCUGCUCUACUGCGUCCCCAAAUUCAGCCUGGUAGGAUCCAAGUUCUCWGUUCGAACCAGGGUUGGCAUAGAUGGCAUGAAGAUUAUUGAAACCCAUAAUGAAGAAUAUCCUCACACCUUCCAAGUGUCUGGAAAAGAGCGGACGCUGGAGUUGCAGGCCAGUUCUGAACAGGAUAAAGAAGAAUGGAUAAAGGCACUUCAGAGYACUAUUGAAGCUUUUCAGCAGAGGAAUGAAACUUUCAGAAAUGCUAUUGCUAAAGAAUAUGAAGACAUGCCUGUYGAAGUCUCUAAUGCUGAGCUUGGGAAGAGAGCACCGAGGUGGAUCCGGGACAAUGAAGUGACCAUGUGCAUGAAAUGCAAGGAGCCCUUCAACGCCCUGACACGGAGGAGGCACCACUGCAGAGCAUGUGGACAUGUGGUUUGCUGGAAAUGUUCUGAUUACAAAGCACAUCUCGAAUACGACGGCAAUAAAUUGAACAAAGUCUGUAAGGACUGCUAUCAUGUUAUAAUUGGCUGUACAGACAGUGAAGAAAAGAAGAGGAAAGGCAUCCUGGAGAUUGAAUCUGCRGAAGUCUCUGGAAACAGUGUCAUAUGCAGCUUUCUUCAGUACAUGGAGAAGUCCAAGCCCUGGCAGAAAGCCUGGUGUGUUAUACCCAAACAGGAGGCCCUCGUGCUCUACAUGUACGGUGCUCCACAGGAUGUGAAAGCUCUGGCUACAAUUCCUCUUCUGGGCUAUACAGUGGAUGACACUCCAAAAAGUGCUGACCUCCCCCACAGCUUCAAACUGACCCARUCCAAGUCUGUGCACAGCUUUGCUGCAGACAAUGAGGAACUGAAACAGAAGUGGCUGAAAGUUAUCCAUUUAGCUGUCAAAGGUGAGACACCAGAAUGUCAAAAUGAACUGCAAGUGAAUUUAGAAGAGCAGCCUGAAUCUUCUAAAAGAUCUGAAUGCUGAAGCUCAAGAACACACGUGGCGUUUUUAAAAGAUUUCARUUGAAAUUGUGGUUAACCUUUGUGUUAACCUGUCUUUGCUCAAUCAAGGAAAAAAAAAGAAAACUAAAAAGAAAAAAAGAAAUUUCUUACUACCAUACACAUCUUGGCACUUUAUGUUUGGGAAAAAAAUUCUGGUCUUUUUAGGGAUCUUUUUCUUAUAUUUAUGUUCUGUCAAUAAAAGUGAUGUACAGGUCCAUUUCAGAGACUUUUUUAAAAAAUGUGAAUGCUAUUAAAAAUACUUACUAACUUUACUGUACUACUUGUUUGUUGUAAUGCAAUUUAUUUUUUUUUUUAAAUCCAGUUGCUCUUCAGUUAACAUUUGCUACUYUCAUUAAGAAUGCAAAUAUUUGAAGCUUCCUACUUACAUGUUAGGACUUGCAACAGGAUAAAAGAUAUACCUCCAUUGCCAAAAUAGAUCUGUACUUAAAUAUGCAGGGACAGUUUGGCUUAAUGUAUGUAGUUUAUAGAUUGAUUUCCACAGUUCUGUACAUAUGUUGUAUUCACUUGUAUCUUUUUAAUUAAAGUAAUGCAAAUUGUUUUCACAGGUAUAUUGGCUUUUAAGGUUUCAAUUUAUCAAGGAAUCAAUCUAAUGAUUUUCAAUCUAGAAAAAAAUACCUAAAAUAUGAGAAAACUAUAUAUAAUAUAUGUACAGUAUUAAAAAUGUACAAUAUUUGAUUAUUGCUUUGAUUUCAUGAUACUGGGUUCUUAUUAGUGAAUAAUUUAUUUUAAAAGAAGCAUGUUUUCUAUUUGAAAUUAAACACAGUCCUAAAYUGAAAAAUACUGUUCAGUGAUUUGUUUCAAUAGCUGACACUUAACGAUCUUGAUAUCUUUAUGCAUCAAAAAAUUAGCAGUAAUGUAAGUGGCAUGCAAUGGACAAAUGAGUUCCAGUUGUGUUAAAACAAGUAGUGGCUUUUCUUCAGUGUCCUAUCACUGUUAGCUUUUAAGAGUGCAGUARUUUGUUGCUCAAAUGCAGUAUGUGGUUUGAGAAAAGCAGCAGAUUCUAAAAACCUUCUGGGAACGUGUAUUUUUGCUAUUAUGGUCAUUGGAGCAAAAGAACAUUUUGAACUUAAGUUUUUUUUUUAAUUUUUGUAGAAGGUUAGGUAUUGUAGUACUUAUUUAUGGCAACAAUCUUCAAGGAUUAUUGUUUUAAAGUGGAGCCUGCUUUAAAAAAUUUAAUAUGAAGUCUGAGCUUGCAAAUCUGGAAUUUUAUAACUAAUAUUAUUUGUUUUCUGCUUCUGGGUAAAACGAUUCAYUGGCUUUACAAUAUUAAGUUCCUUAUGAACUUCCAUUCCUAUUAGGGUUUUUAUAUAURGAGGCAAAUGACCUCCCUAAAAUUUUUACUGUAAAAUCCUUGAAUGAAAUAUGACAAACUCAGAGGUAAUGAUUGACUAUCAGCUACAAUCACUGCUGUCUUUCCUUUUUUAAACCCUUAAAGGAAGGAAAAUAUGUAACUACUACAAUCAMCUUGUCAUAAGAACAUUCAGGAGCCUUGCUUUUCAGUGUAUCUGCAAUCUGUGUUUUAAAACGUGUCAAGUUGAAGAGCUCAGGUUCAGUUUUGUUAGUAAUGUGACGACAAAUUUAAACUGCUUUUUAUAAUGAGUUUGCAAAAAAAAAAUCCUAUUCACUGAACUCCUACUCCUGCUUUACUGUUUCUGUGAUACUAUAGGGAAAAAAAUUAACUCAUUUUGUGUUUAGGAUUAAGAUCUGUUUGUAGUGCCAAGCAUACACGAGCAGCAGUGUCCAUCAUUCCUUCAUAAGAAUGUCGUGUAACUUAAUGUCAGUGGGAUGGAUUUUGCUCUCACCUGCACAGAUCCAAGAUGUACCACAGCCUUGAGAUUCCACAGCUUUACACCAGUGUUAAUARCAAUCAGGACAUGGUAUGGUAGAGUACUAACUCUCCAGCUGACUCGGUGCAAGCAGCUCUGAUUUMUCUUCCUUGGGUGCUCUCUGUGUCUGGAUUUUUCUGGAUAUAACUCCAGUAUUACUUUUUUAUCUGAUGUGCAAGCUCUUCUGUAACUCUCUUAAGAKAUUUUAAGUUACUUCUAAUGGCAGCUGUGUUUCCCUUUAGCCAUGGGCAGCUCAAGCCUGUUUUGGUUCACAUUGGUGAGUACCCUCAGAUCUUUGCCAAGRUACACCUGGCUAAUACAUCUUGCAUGUGCCUUGGCAAGGGAUGGGGGAACAUUCAGGUAAGCAAGUAGAACUCUUGGUGGCUGUCUUUCCUUCAGGGCCAUCUCCCAGAAGUGGAGAUCUUCUACAAGAGCCUCAAGUGCAAUUGUGGGACAUGGAGAGUUGUCUUACCGCAUCCAAAUGUAGGAAAAGAGCUUCCCAUGGUCCAGUGGUUGAGUGUAAAAGGAAGAAGUUGCUUUAAAGGAGUUCUCAGAUAAGAAGGAUUGAGCUAUACUGAAAAUAAUACGAUGUUAUGACUGUAGUCAUGGAAUAAAUUAGRUUGGAAAAGACCACUAAGAUCACUGAGUGCAGCCAUUGCCCAGCACUGCCAAGUCCAGCACUAACCCAUGUCCCUAAGUGCCACAUCUGCAUGUCUUUUAAACACCUUCAGGKAUGGGGAUGGUGACUUGACCAAUAGAUCCAAUGCUUGACCUCCCUUUGGGUGAUGAAAUGUUUUCUAAAAUUCGACCUAAAUCUCCCCUGGCACAACUCAAGGCCAUUUYCUCUUGUCCUAUUGYUUGUUUCUUUGCAGAAGAGACUGACCCUCUCCUCRCUAUCAUCUCCUUUCAGGGACUUGUAGGGAGCGAUAGGAUCCCUCCUGAGCCUGCUCUUCCCCAGCUGAACACCCCCAAACUCCCUCAGCUGCUCCUCACAGGACCCAUGCUCCAAAUCCUUCCCCAGUUCCACUGUCCUCCUCUGGACUCCCUCUAGCCCCUCAAUGUCCUUCUUGACAUGUUUUUCAUGUCCCAGAACUGGACACRGCACUUGAGGUGCAGCCUCACCCAUACCAGGUACAGGUGGACAAUCCCUGCCCUGGCCCUGCUGGCCACACUGUGUCUCAURGAGCCAGGACACCCUUGGCCUUGUUGCCAUUUGGGCUCAGGUUUAGCUGCUGUCAACCAGCAAUCCCAGCUGCUUUUCCACCAGGCAGCUUUCCAGCCUUUCUUCCCCAAGCCUGUAGGGCUGCCCUGCUGGUGUGCCCCAGAUGCAGGACCCAGCACUUUGCCUUGUUGAGCCUCAUAGAGCUGGCUUGACCCAUUGAUCCAACCUGUCUGGAUUUCACUGCAGARCYUUCCUACCCUUCAGCAGAUCCUUCCCAACCUGGUGCUGUGUAGUACAUUCUGUUUGCUGAGCUCCUGCAAACUUAGAAUUCUAAUCCAGGUAGGAAGCCCUGUUCCAGUUAAAUGAUCAGGAGUAGCAGUUUCUGUGCYGCCUUAUUGAGUAGCUGAAGCUGCUUAAAUGGUUGCAGCAUCUCCCAGGUGAAGCCCUACAUUUGGGCAUAAGCAAUUGGAAAUGAAAUUAACACUGGGAGUUGUUUGUUGGGAUGUUAGCCUCAUGUUUGCCCUCGGCCAUUAAAUUGUAUAUAGCGCAGGAUAUUUAAUUUACCCUAGGGAAACCCAUUUUGUGUUGUCAGAAUCAACAGCUUGGUCAGAAUUGUUCUCUUCUGAGUCAGAAUGCCUUGGCACUCAAAUAAAUGGUUCUGUGUGUAUUUUGUAGGAAAAGUAUGUAUUACCURAUAUUAAAGGACAUCAGGAGAUGGAGAAAUUGCUUCCAAAUUUAACCACCCUGUUGUCUUCGUUCUCCACAGACAAGCCCUCCUACAGCAUUCAAAACUUUAAAUUGUAAAGUAUGAUUGAAGAGGAACAAAUCCAAAGUCAGAGCUGCUGUGGCCUAAGUAAGAACUAUGACCAAAGCAGUGAAAUUAAAACCAUCAUUCUAAUGAGGUUUGARCUAAAUUCUUAAAUUCUUUGAGAUAAAGAAAAAAGCCAUUAAAUUUGUGAGCAUAAAGCCCUGUGUGUAAGGAAUAAACUGUAACUAAGCAUUCAUUCAUAAUGCAUGAAUGCAUGUGAAUGGCUCUGCUGAAUUAUUUAAGCUUUGCAACUCUUGUGUUCAAGAAAUGCUUUUUUCUCACUUUAAAAGUGAUCAGUCUUCURUGCGAUUUAAAGCAGAUGAAAAGUUAUUUUGGUGGUUUUAUUUGUGUUCAACCAGAACAAAACUUAAUUUUAUCAUUAAGAUUUUUUGGAUCAUAGUAAUAUAUUUUUUGAAAUUACUUAUUUUUUCCCCCUACCAUGGGAAAAUAGUUUAUCAUGAUAUCUGCAUGUCUGCACCAUUCCUCCAGACCMUCUAAAAAUUCUCUUUUGGUAUCAGGYACUCCUGCUUGGUUGAAGAGCUGCUAUAAAACCUGUAUCAUGUAGUAUUUUCAAAUCCCUUUACGCUGAGCAGUUUUGUUUAUUCCAAAAUGUAUUUAACUUAUAUGUGCAAAGUAGAUACUGAGAAUACAAAACAUUCUCUUCUAUUUGGAGUAACAUAUAAAACCAUUUUAAUUGCAURUAUAUAUGGUAGCACCUUUUUAUGCAAAACCAUCUCAAAGUGUUUUAUAAAUCUCCUCAAAUAUUCUAAUGCCCUUUCAUAGAAAAGAGGUUUUUAAUUCUUCAAGUUUUUAAGUAAUGGAUGAMGGAAAGGCACUGAUUAAAUAUAGGGUAAAUGCACUACCACCUCAAUAAAAUUUAGGUUAGAUUAUAAAAGUAUUGUCUAGAGCCUUCCAAAUGGAGUCAGAAAAACAAAAAUAUAGAUAUUAGAAAACAAACAAACAAAAAAAAAAAACCCAAGUCGGGAAGGAUGUGGACACAUUUGACAGGUUGUUUGGGUUCAUCAGCACAUAGCCAGUAUGAAAAAAUCAUCAGCUUUUCAUUUCAAGAAAAGAUGAAAGAAAAUUAACAGAUGCUAGUUAUUUCUUAUACUGAAGGAAAGACCUUCAGGAAAGAAAUAAAMAUUCCAUGUAGGAAUAAUCCUAAGCAAUAACAAAAGGUCUUUCUUCAUACAGCUGGUAUAAACCAGCACAGGCCUGCUGGAGCUCUUACACCUUCAGUGAUUAAAAUUCACAYAGAAUCUGCCUUACAUUCUAUAAGRACACUUGUGAGMGAGGAAACUUCCACCACUUUGGGAGCUGCUGAGAUAYCACAUCUCAUGUGGAGUCACAGAGCUCAGGUGAACUUCAGAUGGGCCUUAGCUGGAGGUAACUGAUGUAGGGGUGAGGGUAAACAGCUGGAAAUACAUAUACAAAAGCAAACGAUUGGAGGGAAAUAAUUUUGUGGCAGAGCUGACUAUCCUUAAGAUAAAUCCGUAGGUGAAAGGGGCAUCAGUCUUAGUCUGUGGUGUCCUGUUAWUUGAAAUCUGAAUGAAAUCUAUGGGGUUAAUGUUUUUUGCUCUAGUCUGUGGCCCUGUUGGUGUGAGGAAUUUAUCUAGCUGGUUCUGACCCAUGGGACUGUAGUAUGUUCCUCAGAYAGGGGUUUUAAUCUGCUAGUCAGAUUGUUUCCUAAAUCCUUUAACAUAACAUUAACUUAAUGRUUACAUAUGUGUGUGUAUAUGCACAUAUGCAUAUGUGUGUAUAUGUAUAUAUGUGUAUUUAUAUAUUUGAGACUAUUAUUCAGAUGACUUGUUUUCAAGCAGUAUUUUACAAUCAAAAAAUACACUGUGCUGCAUUCAAAAGAGAAUGYAUAAUGACUGUGUUGAGUAUGCUUUCCAGAAAAAAAAAGAAGAUGGAGGUAGAUCUGCUGUUGUGGCAUGUUUACUGUUUCAGCCCAUAAAAACAAACAAAAAAGCCCCCAAACAUGCUAAUUCCAGUGAGGCAUUUCAAUCAGCUUCCUUUGAAAGCCUGUGAUUAAAUUCCUUUCCAGAAUCAACUAUGGCAUUUUGUUUCACCCCUUCCUCUUCCCAGCACAAGUGAAUGUGUUUUUUCKCAAAAUCCUCGAGCAGAUUUCUUUGAAUAAAACAUGUUUUCAGCCRCUGCAUAACACCAGCCUACUUCUGUUUAUAGUUCAUCCUCGUGGAUUCAUUAAGUAUUUAUGGUGGAAACAUUCAGAAAAGAGGGAACUAUAUAAAAUMAUUUUUACAUCCAUGUGCCCUAGUAUUUUUCAGCCAAAUUUGUUUCAGGUAGGUAAGGGUUUGCAAUAGAAAUUUUUCUUUUUCUGUCAGUGUAUUUUCUAUUCUGCAGCCCUUAAGGCAGAUUAAUACAUUAAUUUUAAYGGGAGCUGCAUCAGCUGUAAUGUUUGACAUCAGAAUUACAGGCUAUACAUGUUAAUUUCCUUUAUUAUGGAAGCAUUUCUGAUUUUAAUUGCAAAAACAUUUCUUAAAAAAUGUAAUAUUUGGAAGAGGUGUAAAUUUGUUUUGGUUUUGCAAUAAAGUGAAUAAUAUUAUAAAGGUGAAAUACAAAUGCCAUUGUAAGUUGUGCAAAUGUAAGUCGUAAUUUUUAUGGUUAAGAAAUAUAUGAAUGUAAAAAAGUUGAAGAUAUUGUACAUAUUUUCUGUAAUAUAUGUAUAUUUGAUCCUAAGGUGGGUGGAGAAUUGUAAAAAUUAAGCACUUUAAUUCAUGUUGAGUACUUAAAAAGAACAGAAAUUUGUAUCCUGUACAAUAAAAGCAUCAUUAAAUAAG